Messenger RNA from Liolophura sinensis, 2454 nucleotides. Its product is annotated as homeobox protein CDX-4. The record is from RefSeq and is a predicted model, not a curated record. Gene Ontology annotation, molecular function: RNA polymerase II transcription regulatory region sequence-specific DNA binding; DNA-binding transcription factor activity, RNA polymerase II-specific. Bases 148 to 1170 code for a protein of 340 amino acids. Gene Ontology annotation, cellular component: nucleus. Gene Ontology annotation, biological process: cell differentiation; anterior/posterior axis specification; animal organ morphogenesis. The transcript has 2 exons. Lineage: Eukaryota; Metazoa; Mollusca; Polyplacophora; Chitonida; Chitonidae.
UGUACUGAGGACUGAUCUUCGGGAACGAUUCUGUUCUGUUGUUAACGCUUGACCCUUCUGAGACCUGCUCGAACCGGGACAAGCUAACCCCGCCGGUGACGUGGGGGACCCUCUUCAGCUAAGCAGUUUCAGCUAUAAGUGACAAGUAUGGUGCUCUGUUCCGAAGACAAUGCUACGUUCUCAGUCAGAUACAACCGCAUGAACAAUAUGAAUUCUUACGCCUACUCCCCGCAACCCCAAGAGCAGUACGUUACUUCUCAGAUGGGCAACGGCGAUGCUUACAGCCAGUUCCAAGUGUCUUAUUCGGACCCCAGCAUCCAACAACUGGCCCACUCGGCAUCUUGGGCGGGAGUCUACGCCGCGCGGUCCGGCCAUGGUGCAGUGCACCAGGAUCCUGUACCCCACGGGCAGGGGUCUAUUCUGGACGACUGGUCGAGCCCGACCCCUCAGCAGUACUGUACCUCAUCCAACUCCGACUCAUCUCCUUCCCCUAAUGGCUACUCGUACCCUAUGCCCUACCGCACGGCAAUAUCCCCAGGGACAAGCGGGCUGGACUACAAUAUCCCGUCCCCCGAGCAAACCACAACCCCGACGGGACAUGGUACGGGGGUAUCGGUCAUUGCUAGCCAUCAAAGCCACCUAUGUACCCUCGGGGAGAGAUCGUCCUGCCAAGGAAGUCCCACAGGGUCCCGUCCACUACGGCCUCCGUACGACUGGAUGAAGCGUCAGACCUACCAGACUGUUCCAUCCGCAGGUAAAACGAGAACGAAGGAUAAAUACCGGGUUGUGUACACGGAUCACCAGAGGCUUGAGCUGGAGAAAGAGUUCCAUUACAGUCGCUAUAUCACAAUCCGGAGAAAGGCAGAGCUAGCGCAGAGUCUCAGCUUGUCCGAGAGACAGGUGAAAAUCUGGUUCCAGAACAGAAGAGCAAAGGAAAGGAAGCAAAAGAAGAAGGAAGACGCUUCCGGUGGAGUUAAAGUUAUAUCGGAAGUUCCAGUGCAAGGACAAUCUCUCACACAUGCGCAAUCUGUACAAAUGCAUUCCCAACCGCACCCAGAACUGAGCCAAUCGCAGACGCCACAUUUGACGCACACGCGCGUUCAAACGCAAGACAUGAUGAGACAGGAAGAGGUGCCUAACAGUUCAUCCAUGGAGGGCCUGCAGCCAUGACAAUGACAACAACAACAAUGUUGAUGCUGUCAAACAUGGCUCUAGCGAAAUGGUGCUUUUGAAAACACUGACGUGUAUUUGGGGGAUUUGCUGCAAUCACGUUCAUUAAGAACUCAAAACACACCUACAAGAAUCUUUUGAAAUGGAGGUUAUGACCAAAUCAUAAAUUCAUUCCUUACAUAUAGACAAUGUGCAUAAAAGAAAAUGACACUGCGUAGAAAAUACAUGGACGUCAUAAAACAUGGAUAUUAGACUAUUCUGUGGUGAUUUAUAAUUCCCUGAAUUAACCAGGCGCUUGCGUACCUAUUUAAAUAGAUAGAUCACUCUAAAGACGUUCUCAGAAUUAUCAGUAUAAAUGUUUUUGCUUUCCGGUUUAUCCUGUAUUUCACGAAACAUUCAUGACCACUUUUGUUAACUUACCUUAAUCUUGUAGCUCACCGUUACAUUGAAGAAGCUCACCUACUCAUUGUGUAGGACUAUAGAGUGAUUUUGCUUUCAUACAGUAUAUAUAACAAGUUAUGAACUGUUUGAUCAGAUAAAACUAACUGGUCUCACAUGCCAUAUUUCAUCGGUCUUUGGUGUUUCCGCUAAAAUAUAAUGGAUACGAGAGCAUUUUUACUCAUAUACGUCUUCGUCGUUUGACUGGGAACCGAGUCGCUGGAUUGCUUGUUCGGAAUCUUAAUCUAGGUUAUUUCUGUUUUUAUGCAUAAACAUCUUCUUUUGUUAAAGAAGCCGAUAAUGUUUCAUUUAGCCACCAUUAUAAUAUCAUGUGAUCACACACGAACAUUGCCUGAUUGUACCUGUUGUUAAUGUUGCAAUGCAUGUCACUCUUCUCUAACUACAUACAUGUAGCGAUCCUCCGCAGUGCCGGAAUUGCGCCACGGAAAAGAACGAUCCCGUCGACGGCGAUGUACAGACGCAUCUAAUACACCAGGGGUCUGCCCAGAAUAUAAGAUAUAACUGGAGUUUACUACAACUUGCUUGAUAUUUUAUCCUUUUGAAAUUGUUUCUUAUUUUUGUUGCUAUAUAUCACGUUAUUUUGAGUUUUACCUUUGUGUUUUUUUUAUUUUGUAUGGAUGCGGGAUUUAUCGUAAUGGUGUAUGCGCGUAUCUGUUAUAAUAGUUUUCAACGUACAUAUUUGUAAACCUGAGUUAUUUUGACGAGAAUGGGAUUAUACAUGAAUACAACUUAUGUGGUGACUUUUGUGUUCUUUUUCUGUGAAAUACCAAUUCCAUAUAUACAUUCACACAAAGCCUUGCGGGACUGAGUAUGUGAACAGAAAAG